GUGAGCUUGACUCAUUGUUUCCCGCGUUUCCGGCCUCGAGAAGACAGCGCCCCCUGCCGCCACACACAUGCUCCUGUAGUCCUUCCCAUAUCCACGACCACUCAGCGCCUGCCACGUGACUCGCUCACCACGCCAUCAAUAGCAGCUUGUCCCGUCCAUCUCGUUAGUCGCAACAGCUCAAUCGUAGCGCCGAUAUUCCGCAGCCUUGCCCGCAAAAUCUCACGCCCAAAAUGCCCUUUCUCCAAUCCAUCUCAAGCCUCUUUUCAGGCAAUUCUUCAAAGUCCAAUCCGAACCGCUACAACAACAGGCGCUCCGUUAUGGACUCUACCCGCGACGCAUUCAGUCUACCGACCACCAAUGCUGGUAACAUACACUAUGGCAACGGGUACAAUGAUGGCCCACAAUUGGAUAGCGCGUCGUCUUCGCCUGGUCCUAGUAGACGUAACAGCAACGCUUACAACAACAAUUACCCUCCAAGAGACUUCUCCGCGAACCCAAAUUCCUAUCCUCCCUUAACCCAUACUUUCCACCGACUGCGUAAAACCCUUGCUGGCUCAUUCCCCGAACUCCUCGAAACACUCAACCCACCUGUCAAUCCGACUUUACUGGCCACCUUUGAGGCCGAAAUCGGGUGUCCACUUCCUCGCUCGGUACGCGAGUCUAUCCAAGUUGCAGACGGCCAAGACCUCGAGACCACUGGCAACAUCUCCGGCUCCGGAGGAUUGUUUUUUGGGCUGUAUUUUCUGCCCCUUGAGGAGGUUAUGCGGGAGUGGGCAUUUUGGAGAUACGCGGAAGAUGACCCUACAGUAGGUGGAAACCCGGCGAUAUUGGCGACUAUGGCGUCUGUCCCUCCUCAAUGGAUCAAAACUGUCUAUGCGUGUAAAGGCUGGAUCCCGCUGUUAAGUGAUCGAACAGGGAAUUAUGUCGGUGUUGAUCUCGACCCGGGGGCGAAUGGCGCGUGGGGACAAGUCAUCGUCUUUGGACGAGAUUUUGACCGAAAGUGCGUCCUUUGGAAUGGGGAUGGCGAAGGCGGCUGGGGUAAAUGGUUAGCCGCGUUUGUGGAUGAGCUGGAGUCCGGUGAAGGAUGGGAAGCGGACAAGGCUGCUUCGUCAGAUGAAGAGGAGGAGAUCGGGUAUAGCAGCUAUAACGGUGGAGGGACAUAUGGUGAGGUUGGAAGUGGACUCCGGCUCGCGGGCCAAUACCGAGGAUGGAAUGUGCUUGAAGCAUGGUGGGAUAGGAGUGUGAGAAAGUGGGAAUCAUUAGGAUUGGGAUUAGACAUUGAAGAGGUUGAAAGAGGAUUAGAAGAGGCUAGAAGGUUGACAGGCUACGGUGUGAGUGAAACUGAAGGGAAAGGGAAAGGGAAAGGAAAGGGCAGAGAGGGGACCAAUGGGAACACAAGUAACAGCAACAGCCCGCUGCAAGAAAGCCUUGGCGGUUCUCAACACCUCGCUGCAGUACCGGGAACUCCUGUAACCCGUGAUUCCGAUGUUCUCCUCCCACCUUCAUCUCCCGAACAACCAUCCAUCCCCAAAAUUAGACAUCCAUCUCCUUCCCCCGUGAGAGUCAUUACACCAGUGACAUCUACCAUUGAUCAUCCUCUCAAACCGGGACCACCCUCUACUGUUUCCGGUUCAGGUUCAGGCUCGGGAUACCUUUCACCUCCUACUCAUUCUCCAUCUCGGCGUAAGCGCGCACCUGCCCCUGCACCUACACCCAUUGACCUCCCCACACGAGCCGAUAUCCAAGCCAUGUCCGCUAUCGCCCAAGCUGAAACUUCGGGUCUCCGCGGUGGCUGGGUGAUGAACCUCGAUACCUCUGUCGGAUCCGCCGCCCGUCGUGCAUCUCGUCUGUCUUCUCUCGGCUCGGGAUCCCAGGGAAGGGGAAGUAUGGAUGCGGAGAUGGUGGAUAUUGAUCUUGAAGGUGGACGGGCAGUACCAUUUGGUUCGCCAAACAUGACAGAGGACGAGUUGGAGAGGCAAAGAGAAGAGGAAAGGAUGGCACAUGCGGGAUUGGAACAUCGACGGAGUCCCGUGAUGCUCAAUUCCCGUACCCCUUCUCCUCUCGCCCGUUCCCCUCAUUCAUCUCAUUCCCCACUCUCUCCACAUUCCCCCUCUUUCCAUUCUCCUCACUCUCCAUACUCUUCUCGCCCACCCUCUUUCGAAACUCGCACCGCCAUCAUCACUACCGAAGACCCUUCCCGGGAAAAGACACCCAAAGCAUCUCUUCGCUCACCAAACGCCCCAUCCCCAUUGGACGUUACCGCAAUCCCUCAAAGUGUAUUGGACGCUACUAGCAUGAUUCGCCCCCCGCCGCCUGUAGCAAACAACUCAAGCUUAACAAUUCGGGGAUACGAUGGUGAAGAGAGGGAUCGAUCUCUUGUACGAGCCAACUCGGGAGCUUCCAAUGGUCAAAGAUCUCCCCGGCCAGAAAGGUCGGGGACGACGCCCAUUCCCGGUUCCGGACCGACGCAGCAGAGAUCGAUGACAAGGGGCCAGCGGGAGUCUAGCGUCAUCUCCACAGAUAGCCAUGACGGUUUGCUCGAAAGUGUUUCAUACCGUAGAAGUGUGUCUCCCGUCUCGGUUUCUGAUGCUUCCGCACUUGAAGGUGAAGAGGUAAUGGAAAGCCCUAGUACUAUCAAGAGUAUGGAGAGUGAGAACCAAAUAAAGGAGAGGAAGACGGGGAUAGAAGAGGGCUUUCAGGAGGUGAGCCUUUGAGAGGCGUUUCGGAUGAUUAUGCCAGGAAUGUUGCCAAACUGUGGACUGUUGAGCGUCGUGGGCCAGGUGUAAGAGGACGGGUCAAGACUGUCUUAUGUUUUAUCAUGAGCAUAUUCAAAAAAGAGAUGUUUUCUGCAUUGUUAGACAAGCUUUUAGUGCCUUUAUUCAAAUCCUGCAUUGACUUCCAUCUUGAAGAGCUUAGGUAUAUGUAGGAAAAAAAAGGCGGUAACAGUUGGGCGCGAAGAGGCCCAAGGAGAAAAAUAUAGAGUGCUUAUUCCGAGUACGAUCAUGGACAAUAGAUACCACUUUCUUUCUUCGCAAAGAUAAGCUAUAUACCCACUUCUUUCUUACCAUUGAUAUUGAAAAUGUGUUUUAUCUCAUCGUACUUUGGCAUGGAUUUUGAUA
Messenger RNA from Cryptococcus deneoformans JEC21, 3119 nucleotides. Its product is annotated as beta-1,3 glucan biosynthesis-related protein, putative. Gene Ontology annotation, cellular component: mating projection tip. NCBI's taxonomy places the organism in Eukaryota, Fungi, Basidiomycota, Tremellomycetes, Tremellales, Cryptococcaceae. Bases 231 to 2714 code for a protein of 827 amino acids. The transcript is spliced from 5 exons. Gene Ontology annotation, biological process: regulation of fungal-type cell wall biogenesis. The record is from RefSeq and is a predicted model, not a curated record.